This is a messenger RNA of Amoebophrya sp. A25, 3148 nucleotides long. Lineage: Eukaryota; Dinophyceae; Syndiniales; Amoebophryaceae. The record is from the annotation of a GenBank genome assembly.
GAGCAAUUAUGGUUCAUCGAGUGGAGGAGAGGUAAGAAGUGUCUUGCUUGAUGCUAAAUGUGUAGACAUAUGGGAAGGAAAUUGAAAUGUUUAUUUGACACGAGGACGACUCAUGAAAUAACAUGGUCGCACACGACGAAGACGAGUUAAAGGAGUUCAAAGGAUGAGAAUGUCGCAACAUCUUGAAGAUGCGUCAUUGUGUGCCUAGAAAUGGGCGGGUGUGUUUCAACUACCACACCCGCACCAGGUGGAAGUACGUCCUCGAACGCUAGUGCCACUGCUCCGCUCAAGGAUACAAUGUUUUUCGGGUCAUCUUCAUCUAGGCCUGACUCUGGGGUUGUACCUGUACCACACGAAUACGGUUUCGGUGCGACCGAGGCUUCAGGUUCAGCGCCGGGAAAAGGACAAGGUGGAAAAGUACGACAAGGCACCGAUGAUGCUGUGGUUACUGCCGGAACCAAGGCUACAGCGGGUGCGCUGCUGCUCUCAACCGCUGACGACUCAACUCGUGCGAAACAAGAUCUUGUGUCGAAUCACAGCGCACGCCGAGACUCAUCUAAGACCUCCAGCUCGACUGCACUGUCGGGUAGCACGCAGCAGUCGUCAAUGCAGAAUAGGCUGUUUAAAGGCAGAGGGCAGGAUGAAAGAAAGUCUGGAGGCGGGAACGACAAUAGGCGCGGGAGCAAGAUAUCGCAGCUUUUUGACCAAGUAAAAGAGUCGCUACGCCUCAGACGCUCCAGUUUUCUUGGUGGAGGUACUAGGAUGAAUAGCACGAAAUAAUGCAAACGAAUCCAGGAAUGUAGUCAAAGACGUGAAGGAAAAACAACCACAAGCGAUUUAUCAUUGACAUUGAUUCAUAUAGAUGCCGUCGCUGCACAUCAGCACAGUUUUUUGCUUUGUUUCCAAGUUAUUAAAUUUGCGCGUUACAUCAGGUGACGCUGUCCAUCACCAUCGGCACCAGGAUGAGUUCGAAGAGAUUACUUUAGCUCCCCUAUCGCGUUGUGCCACUACUCUUGCGGAUUGCACUGUGGUAAAGUACCAAGCGUUUGCCUUCCUCAUUCCCUACUACGCAGCCCCGCCACAGACUCGACGGCGCAGCAGCGCAGGACUCAUCACAAAUUCCGGAAACAGCAAUGAGCAUCACAUUAUGCACGGAGCUGAACAACAACAGCGAUAAUAAGAUCACAUCUUGCUCAUGGUCAUACCUUUUGUGAGGGUUGGAACAACAGCCACAAGGUCGAUUGCCCAUGAAACUUGACAUACAACUUUUGGAAUUUUAUUCCCUCUUAGUGUUCUUGACUCAGGCGCGCACGUGCAAGAUUUGAAAACUCUAAAGAAAGCAGUGGCUCAGGCGGAUUUGGAGGGCGUUCAGGAUUGGAUUCGGAGCUCCCGGAGCUCAAUCGACGGACGCUGCAACUAGACAAAGAGCGCAACCUUUUUCAAGUCGCGGCACUGCGACAGUGCCUUUUUGGGUACUAUGAAUACGAGAUGCGCUUACUCGUUUUUGAGAAGAAGCGGUGGCUUUAAGGCUAGAAGUUACUUAUUAAAUGAACUCACCUGGCCCUGAUCUUCAUCCUUGGUAAGUUGUUCCUCUCCUCGUUUCAUUUUUUAGAUUCAUCAUUCACUCAAAGUACAAUUAAUUUAUCACUGGCUUCCUGCUUUUAGUGUUAGAGUUUACUCUGUUACCUCAAAUAGUGCAUACUGUUAUUACUCAGCGCAAACUCAUCUUUUUCUUUUCCGGAUCUAAUGUUAGUUGCGGUUUCUUAUAGUGAGGAAAUUUUUGCUGUUAGGAAGGAAGCUGAUGAAAGUGUUGAUGAAGCUUCAUUAUAGUUUGUUACCAGUCACUGCCUGUCGAGUUCGAGUUCCCCUUCUAAUGUCUAGCGUUGACUGCGCCGAAGCCAAGCGACGCAACAGACAACGCGCUUCUGGAAGCGGUAGUGACACUGCGCCGCGUCGAAAGGCAUCGACAGAUCCUUCUUAUUGAGGGUGUGCGUGGCAAGGAGUUAAUUCUCUGUGUGGAGAUGGAUCCGAAGGACGAGAGACUUGUCUUCGCGGAAGACCGAAUGCGAAACCCGUUGCCGUGGUUUGCCUGGCACCAUGAAGACGAGGAGGAAGUGAGCGAAGAUGCACGCUUGGACAGGGCAGCUGAAGAAGCGGGUGCGAUUGAGCUAGCGCGGCCGCCGUCGAAAAAUAGGGGGCCGCCGUCGACGCGUCCGGGACAGGGUUCGUCGACAUCUGCUAGUGCUGUUGUUGCUGGUCCUCCUGAAACCGUAGUAAGCGGCACCUCAUUUCCUGCACCAGCAUCCGGUCGUACAUCUGUGCCUUCCACCGUAGUUGCGCCAUUGUCACCGACCUCACGUCAUCGUCGUCAGAUCAAGCGGGAGUGUCCGAUCAGACUGCCAAGCAGACUGCAGCCCCCAACGUCGGGUACGAACUCCAGUGGGUUGAACCACGACACUAGAUCGAAACAGCGGAGCUCCCUUGGAGGCGGCGGCGGUCCCCAGGGUGCGGCGGGCGCCCAACAUAGUCUAAGUUCACUGGACCCGGUACAGCAAAUGAGGCGGCGCAGCACAACGGGCCUCGACCGCAAUUUCUACGAAACACUCGCGCCCGAUGCAGAGAGGAGUCUUUUGGCUGGGAGUCGAAGGUGAACAGGAGGAGUCCGUUAAAAAUGUAUACGCUAUCGGGCGGGAUGUUACAUCGCGUAAAUACGAGCAAUUCAUAUUCAGUUUAUCGAUGUCUUGAAUUCUUCCGGUAGCUGGUCUCAGUACUCGCAGCUUCUGUAAGUGAUCUAUGUUUAAGAUGCCUCUCAGGGACCGUAGACAUCGUGCAAUAAGAUUGAUUUCCCGAGGUGUACGUAGGUAUGAUAUCAUCACUAUGCGUGUCGAUUACCAGGUGUAUGCACGCCUUGUCUUUUUCCAUAAGAUUCAAUCAAAUCUCCUGUUGAAAGUCAAUACUCGACAGCUUGUUUUAUUUAGUGCCAAAAUGAAAGUGUGCAGUGCAGUGCAAUGGCAGAGGCAGUUAGUAACUGUAAAUUUCAACAGUAGUUGUGAUUGUUGGACCUGGAUUUGCUCACUAGCAAUGCAAUAGAUAGUGGUAUUUGUAGUAUUUGUAGUUGCAUGAGGGCGAGCAUCUUACUGCAUGGUGC